GUGCUUCCACUAUAGUGGAUGCUGCCCACACAUGCAAACACAUUCGCUCACGCACACCAAUACAAAGGCCGCUGGUAAAUUGCGCAAAUCGCAUGUGUUUUCUCUUCUUCUUUGCCCACCGUUUUGUUGUUGCCGCCGCGAUCGAAAUCACGAAAAACCGCCAUAAAAGCGUUUGCAUUGUUUUUGGUCAACUGCAUUGCAGACCGCAACGCGGCAUCCACACAGCCACAAAAAUUAACAACAUCCACUGUUGAACAGUUAAAAAAAAUAAGCAGGUCGUUUACAAAGUGCGUAAUUUCAGUUUCUUGUAUAUUUUUGAACAUCGUAACCAAAAACAAACUGAUGCUAAAUUACCAAAUUAUGGAUCUUCACAUAACAACCCAGGCAAAGUACGUCACUUUCAUCCACCCCUUUCGAGAUAUCUGACGAUGAUGAGCGACUACAAGUACUUGUUCAAGAUCCUCAUCCUGGGGGACUGCGGCGUGGGCAAGUCCUGUCUGCUGAUGCGCUUCUCGGACGGCCAGUUUACCGGAAAGUAUCUGUGCACGGUGGGCGUGGACUUCAAGGUGCGCACCGUGGAGGUGGCCGGCCAGGUGGUGAAGCUCCAGAUCUGGGACACCGCCGGCGAGGAGCGCUUCAAGUCGGUGCUGCCGGCCUACUAUCGCGGUGCCCAUGGCAUCCUGCUCGUCUACGACACCACGUCGGCCAGCAGUUUCCAGAGCAUCGAUGGCUGGCUGGAGGAGAUCCAUCGCAAUUGCCCGGACGGGGUCAACGUCCAGCUGGUGGGCAACAAGUGCGACGACCUGGAGCGCCGCCAGGUGAGCCAACAGCAGGCGGCCCACUAUGCGGAUUACCGGGCCAUCGCCUUUCGCGAGGCCUCUGCCAAGAGUGGCGCCAAUGUGAAUCACAUAUUCGCCGCCUUGGCAGUUCAUAUUUUCAAUCGCCUGGUGGCAAAACCCUCAGCUCCCAGUCGAAUGCUGGGCGGGCAGGAUACAAAGGACGACGACGAGGUGCCGGUGGACAAGGAGAAGCCACCAGCCCCAUCAGCCCCAUCAGCCCCACCAGCUCCCAAGAUCCGGCUGGCAGGCUCUCAUCGCCUGCGGCCCAAACAUGUUGCCUCUUGCUGUUGAGAAACUUCCUUCUUAUAUGUACAUAUAUUUUCUUUAAGUUUUUCUUUCU
Molecule: messenger RNA, 1179 nt
Organism: Drosophila suzukii
Lineage: Eukaryota; Metazoa; Arthropoda; Insecta; Diptera; Drosophilidae
Gene: Rab9D
Product: RAS oncogene family member Rab9D
Biological process (GO): cellular response to insulin stimulus
Cellular component (GO): Golgi apparatus; insulin-responsive compartment; recycling endosome
Molecular function (GO): GTPase activity; GTP binding
Source: RefSeq, a predicted model, not a curated record